This is a messenger RNA of Adineta steineri, 2067 nucleotides long. The record is from the annotation of a GenBank genome assembly. Lineage: Eukaryota; Metazoa; Rotifera; Eurotatoria; Adinetida; Adinetidae.
AUGACUGAUAUUGUAGCUGAUAACGACGAAGUCAAUGAUGACCAAGAAGAUAGACGAUUAUCUGCUUCAGAAGAUCAAACGCCUAGAAGUUUUUGUCUUCAAUCUUUUGUAAAUCUUUAUGGAGAUGAACCUCAUUUAUCAAGAUUUGAUCAUAUUAAACAUUAUGCAAAAAAACACUGUGGAUCUGUCACUUUUCUAUGUUGUCUCAAUAUAUUUUUGGAUAAAAUACCACUUCUUUAUUGUUUAAAAAAAUAUAAUAUUCGUAAAAACUUAUUCGGCGAUAUCAUUGCCGGAAUUACCGUUGCGAUUAUGCAUAUCCCGCAAGGUAUGGCUUAUGGUGUUCUUACAACAUUACCACCUAUUUAUGGAUUGUAUGUAUCAUUUUUUCCUGUAAUUAUUUAUAUGAUCUUUGGUACAUGUCCACAUUUGUCUAUCGGAACAUUUGCUGUUAUAUCACUAAUGAUUGCACAAGCUAUUGAAGGUGUAGUACCAUUACCAAUGGAUAUGAUUAAUAAUACUACAAUAGUUUCAAAUGAAUCUAAUUCAUUAUUAAAUAAUGAAAAAGUUCAAGUAGCUACUACACUUGCUCUUCUUGUCGGUCUUGUUCAAUUACUCUUAUCUUUUCUACGACUUGGAUUUUUAACUGUAUAUUUAACUGAACCAUUUAUUAGUGGUUUUACAUCAGGUGCAGCUGUACAUGUUUUUACCAGUCAAAUUCCAUCUUUAUUCGGUGUUAAAUCUCCAUCACGAAUUGAAGGAGCAUUUAAAUUACCCAAAUUUUACAUAAAAUUAAUUCGUUUAUUAUUUUAUAAGAUUAAUUGGAUAUCAACUGCGAUCGGAAUUAUUUCUAUUAUUAUUUUAUUUUUUUCUAAAUAUUUCAAUGAACGUUAUAAAUCAAAAAUUCGUAUUGUACUUCCAUGUGAAUUAAUUUUAGUAAUCAUUGGUACAGUUUUAUCCCAUUUUGUACGACUCGAUUCCAAAUAUGAUAUAUCAGUUGUAGGAGAAAUUAAACGAGGUUUACCUUCACCAGUAUUUCCUUCAUUGAACAGUAUAGAUAAAUUAAUUGUACCAGCUAUAACAAUAGCUGCUGUUAGUUUAUCUAUUUCAAUAUCAAUGGCAAAAAUGUUUAGUCGAAAACAUGGUUAUAAAGUUAGUUCGAAUCAAGAAUUAUUAGCUUAUGGAAUGGCAAAUGUAAUUUCAUCAUUUUUUAAAUGUUAUCCAAGUGCUGGUUCAUUAAGUCGUUCAGUUGUACAAGAAGGUAGUGGAGGAAAAACACUUUUAAUUGGUGGCUUUUCUUCGAUUGUUUUGGGUUCAGUUAUCAUAGCAUUAACUCCACUUUUUCGAUCUUUACCUAUGACUUGUCUAGCUGCAAUUAUUAUUGUUAAUUUAAAAGGUCUUUUUUAUCAAAUGAAAGAUUUUAUAUUUUAUUUUCAUAUAAGUGUAUUGGAAUGUUUAUUAUGGACUAUAACAUUUACUUCUGUUGUUUUAUUCGAUGUUGAUAUUGGUUUAUAUGUUGGAAUAUGUACAUCAUUUAUUAUUAAUACAAUACGUACUCAAAAACCUCGAUUUGUUACACUUGGUCAAGUAGAACAUACAGGAAUUUAUAAAAAUGUUGUUUAUUUUCCUUCAGCGCAUCAAUAUUCCAAAAUAAAAGUUCUUCGUUUUGACGAAUCACUUUAUGCAUGUAAUGUACCAUUCUUUAAAAGAAAAUUUUACGAACUUAUUGAUAUUCAUCUUGAACAUUCACCAAUUAUAUCUUGUCGAGAAGAUACUCAUAAACAUGCCGAUAAAUUCAAUUUUAAAUAUGUUAUUCUUGAGUGUUCAACAUUUAAUUUUAUUGAUACAGUUGGAGUUAAAUUACUCAUCGAAAUAUUUAAUGAUUUAAAACGUCGAGGAAUUGUAUUAUAUUUGAGUGAAUGUCGAUUUGAAGUUCGUCAUACAUUUGAUGCAAUGAAAUUUUAUGAAAAAACAGAAUUUCAUAUAAUUUAUGUGACAACACAUGAUGCAGUGACGGCAGCUAGAAAUCAAUUAAAUCGUGCAUCAACUCCAGAUCAUACAAUUAUUUGA